AUGGAAUCUAACUCCUUAGAUUUUAAAAUAAAUAUAUAACCCAAGAGUAUAACCGAGCAUGUAGAGCCUGAUGUUGAUCUGACAGUCGACAAAUAUGAUGCUGUCUAUCAAAAUACCCAAUAGGAAGAAGAGGUGGAAGCAGCUAAUAAAGACUUACUAAUAUAAGAGUAUGAUAUCACAUAAGCUGCCCACCCCUAUUAUUGUGUUGCUGCUUUAUUAUUAACUUCUAUUCCAGGAUUAACUUUUAUUUUGUUACAGGAUGUUAUACAUGCUUAUCCCUUAGUUAUCAUACUUUAGUUGGCUUAAUUUCUGGCACUAAAGAACUACUUGGGCUUAAAAUUGAUUGGGUUACGUUGGUGGAUUGAGAUGGAUAUCAAGGGAGAAUAGAAAUGGAUGUUCUAGACUCAAUCAUAAGAAUAAUCAAAUAAAGUGGAUAAGUACUUCUUUUGGGCCUGUCUCAUAUAUGGUACACUCUUUUGGUGCAUAAUGUGUCUUGGAGACUUCUUUGGAUUCAAAAUAUUCUGGUUACCAUUGCCAAUCAUAUGUUUUGUUUUGUCUUUAACUAAUUUAUAAGGGUUUUACAAAUGCAGAGGAGAGCACAAGAAGAAAUUAUAACAAUUGAAAAGAGAAAUGGCCAAAGGGGGAAUGAAUAUAGUGGGAAUGAUUAUGAAGUGAUAUGAAAUUGUUAUUUUAAUAUUUUUCGAUUUAAAAUGG
Molecule: messenger RNA, 714 nt
Organism: Paramecium tetraurelia
Lineage: Eukaryota; Ciliophora; Oligohymenophorea; Peniculida; Parameciidae
Exons: 3
Biological process (GO): protein secretion; vesicle-mediated transport
Cellular component (GO): Golgi membrane
Source: RefSeq, a predicted model, not a curated record